AAAUUGUGAGACUCCUCCAAGGGUAUUCUCGACAGAACAGGUCAAAAGACAAGGACAUAAUCGGCACAAAGUUCAUCUUAAAUACUUGGUGAUAGGGCAUCUUCAGUGUUGAUCCAAACAGGGAAGAAGCUAGGCGCCACCCCAACCAGAAGAAGAAGAUUGAAUAAUCGGAAGAGAGAAGGUCCAGAUUGCCGUUGUGCGGUCCGACAAUCGGACGGUCAUUAUUUAUUUGGUAAAGCCGCGUUCUUCCUGAUCUUCUUUAACUGUCUAACAACAACAAAAAGGAGAGAAGAAUCGGAACCGACGAUGGAGUUUUGAGGGGAUUUGUUUUGGAUGCGAUCGGUUUGUGAUUUAUAUCUGGCAAAGGAUUUCGACAAUCAUCAAAUUUGGCGGAGGCGAUUGUUAUUUUUGAUUUGAUUUUUUGAAAGAAAAGACAGGUAUUGAAAACCCUAGAUUUUGAAUUUCUACGCUUUGUUUGUGGUUGUUUUUCCCUUCUUCAAAAAAAAUUAAAGCAGUGGAGUCCCCCAUCGGAUUCGGCUUUGGUCAGAUCUCAAAGAAUCUUAAUCAAAGGAUGAGCAGAUUUGGGGUUUUUUGGAAGAAUUCAUUGAAGAAACUUGUUGAAGAGAAGGCGAUUUCUUGUUCGGAUUCUUCUAGAUCAACCUUAGGCAUAGGCGGCAUUGAAUUGAUUAAACUUUUCUUCGUCACUGCCGGAGAUUUUUGUCCAUGAAGCUCUCGGCAUCGUUAGCUGCAGGAGCUUUUUGAAAAGGAGUUUUUAUUGCAUAAAAAUAGGCGUCACCAUUGCUCUGGUCCCAAUAAUAGGCUUCAAGAAUUAGGCUAUUUGUAUAAUCAACCUAGCUGCUUGGCAAAUCAAGAACUAGAGACAAUUUCUGGGAGCUGUCUUGUUGCUGCGAUAGAUUGAUUAGAUAGAAAUUUUUAGGGUGUUUGUUUUUAUUAUCAGUUGCUAUGAUGAUGAUUGCUUGCCUAUGCGUUGCUGACGUGUUUAUCUUCUCAUGAAUUUGGUAUUUCAUGUUUAUAUGAUUUGGAUCUAUGGGUUUUGGGUUAUAUUUUCUGAUUUAAGGAGCCUCGUGUGCUUGUUUGUGAAAAUCAAAACUCCAUAGCUGCAGAAAAGAGGUUUAGAACAAUUGAAGGGGAGAAUUUUGUUUGUCCUGUGAAGGGGGACUAGGAGAUCUUUGCUGAUGUUUUGGCCCAUGGUCAGGGUGCGGGCAGAUGGUUUUGACAUGAAGCAGCUUGGCUGCCAUGUCUUUUUAGGCAUAGAUUGAAACAACUGUAUAUCUGUUAUUGCUGGAAGUAAUUAUGUGGAAAUAAUGCUUAGCAAAGAACACAGUUUGUUAAAUCUGUAGCUCUACCUGUUUUGAUGUUGAUACCUUUACUGUAUAGGUUUUGUUGUUCGCAAAAGAAUCCUGAUUCGAAGCAUUAGGAACAAACUUUAUCCAAAGUUACAUUCUCAAUUGAGGGAAGUUUUCCUGGACUUCAAGUCAGGAUUAUCUGCCUCAAGGUAAAUGACCUUUGGAGGCAUAUGCUGGUAGCCUUGUUAGCAGCUUUGGGGCUCAAUAAACUGAUGAAUCUCUUUUAUUUAGUGGAUUGGAUGUUUUAAGCUUGUUUAUUUGUCCCCCUUUUUUUUUGUUUGUAUAUAAGGCUGAUCUUGUUCUUGGAUGUUGUUAUUUUACUGGCAGUACGCGUUGAAGGCUUGAGUUGUAAAGUGAUCUCUAUAUAGCAAUCUGAUCUGUUAAAUAUCUGACAAGAUUGGAGGAACCCAUUUUACUAGCGGUAUUUGUACUUGCCCCAGGAGUUUCUCUUCUCCUCUGGUGUCAAGUAGGAAGCAAGAAGCCACGGCAUCCUGCAAGACUUGUCGUGGUAGACCAUUAGUUGAUGGGAUAGGGUCUGUGUCUGCAGGCAUGAUGAGCACAGUAGGUCUGGAACUUACAAGUUUUAUAAACCCAGACUUGACUUGGAAGACAGUGUCGAAGGGGAAUAGGAGUGGCACCAGGCGUACAAGGAAACUGGGUGCAAAAAACUUGACGAUGGGAAUGGGGCUAGCUGAUAAAAAUGCCAGAACAGCGGAGGAUGUUACAGUUUCUGAGUCUGAGAAGCUUGGUGUGGAUGUUUUAGGACGGCGCUUUAGUGACAAAGUAGAGCAGGUGCCAAUUAAGAAAAGAAGAUUUAUGUUCCGGUCUACAUCACCUCCACCACCACUGACCCCUUUGCUGCACCUUGAAGCCUCUGGACAGGAUGUAGAUUUUCAAUCUGCAUCAGGUAAAAAUUCUGGUUCAAAUUCAGCUCAGAGGCGACGGCUCAAGAAAACUGAUAUUUUGACCAAGUCAACUGUUGCUGUUGAUGAUGGGAAGUUUUCAGAGGUAAUAAAUGAUGUCGAGGAUUUCUCAGGGAUUGAAAUACUUGCAGCUGCUGCUUGCAGUGAUAGUAUGGGAGAUGAUGUUACUGAAAAUGAGGGAAAUACGUUACUAGAAGCAUCAACACAAGAGAGAAUUGAGUCUUCAGCUUCUGCAAUACCUUUGGAAGAAACUACUGCUUCAUUGGAGACACCUUGUUGCUCCCCAAAAGAUUCGGUAAAUGAAGGUAAAACUGAGGGUUCAUCUUCCCAGGAUAAUUCUUCUGCUGCUUUGCAGACAGCUUGUUGCUCCCCAAAAGUUUCAGUAAUGGAAGGUAAAACUGAGGGUUCAUCUUCCCAGGAUAAUUCUUCUGCUGCUUUGCAUGAAUCUCUUGGAGAUAGGGAUAACCCAACAGCAGGAAGGUCCAUCCCCUUGCCAGAUGAUAGGUUACUCUGGGAUUUAAAUCUUUCAAUGGAUGCUUGGCCUUGUGAUGGUGGGAAUAUUGAUUCUCAAAAGGAUGCUGUGGAUAAUACAUCUGUGAGAAGUGAAGAGCUGCAGACUAAGGAACCUCAAGAUAUCGAAAAUGAUACUAUGAACAGAGUGGUUUCAUCUGAUGUUGAUGGCAACGACGAGUGUAACAAGAUGACUUCAGACUUGAAAAUCAUGCCUGUUGGAACUGAUGAUUUGAGUGGAGAGAAACAGGAAUCUGAAGGAUGCUCUGGCUCCAUUGAGAAUAAAACUGAACAUGUUCCAGUGCCAGUGGUUGAUGCUGAGAAUUCCUUGAUCUGUGCUGCUGCUGAGACAAAUGCCCCCACUGAGGCAGGAAACAUGGAUCAAUGCCUAAGUCAUUCUCCUCUUCCUGGAUUGGAUAAGAGCACACCUGGGUCUGAGGGAAACCGAGAAACAUCAUUUUCAACUCAUAAUAUUGAGCUGAUCACAGUAGGGUGUAUUUCUGAGGCAGAGGUGGGCAAAACUGUUCGUGGAGAAAAUGCUCAGGUCGAGGAGUCUGAUGUUGCUUCUCCCUAUGUACCAGUUUUAGAGACGGUUGCUAAUGACGUUCAGAAAACCAGUGUUAAUGAAGAUGAUAAGGAUCAUGGAAUAGAUUCUGGCUUGCAUGAUGUUAAAAGUUUUGCUCAGGACCUGGAUAAUCCUCGACCUCUAGAACCCCCUGAAGAUGAGCAUGCAAAUGGGACAGAGGAGAUGGACACAUGCCAUCCUUCACCAAAGUCUGAAGAUAUGUCCAUAUCGGAUGAUUAUAUUGUGGAGGCUAUGGACCGAACUGAUGGAGCUUCUUCAACGUAUACUGCUCAAACUGAUUCUGAUACUCAUGUUAGGUCUGAGGCACUGUUGCAAAAGUCUUCCAGAAAUUUUGUUGCUACUUCAGGAGCUGGUGAGUUUUCUGCUCAUGAGGCAUGUAGAAAUUAUGUUAAUGGUCCUACAAGCUGCUUGGAUAAGGCCAACCUGAAUGAUCUUUCUAAUGAAAGCCAUGACUCUGCUGUUUCUCAAGAUAAGGUAUUGACAGUUGGAAUCGGAACCCACUCAGAAGUUCAGGCUGGUUAUGAUUCACAGUUUGAGGAUGGGGAGUUGAGGGAAUCAGAUGUUCACUGUUGGGAGGAAGCCGAACAGGUGGACUAUGACACUGAAUUUGAGGAAGAAAGAUCAUUUGGCUUGGAAGCUGAGAGUGGUGAGAAGAAAUUACAGGCAGAAAGAGGGUCAAGUCCUGAUGUAACUGGAAAUUUUAAAUAUUGCGAAACUGGAGAUGCUUUGAGGGAAAAUUCAGUGAGCUUAAAGUUGAGAACUGUGGAAGUGUCUGAUGGUGAAACAAAGAAAACCGAUUGCUUGGAUGGGUCUAAUGUCAGAGAUUAUGAUUUUAAGGUAACGAAAAGGGAGUUGCUUUCCCGUGUUGAAGGAUCAUUAUCCUCUGAUGCUGUCCAUAGAAGCAGGUCUGACAAUUUUGAUGGUUCGUUUCCUCGAGCUGAGAGGGAGGCUGGUUCUGACAAAUUCAUGGGCAGGGAUAGAUCUGCUUCACAUAUGCGUGGCAGAAGCCCAGUAGGUGGUCACUAUUUCAAUCCUUCAGCUAGUUAUUGGGAUUCUAAACGGCAGAAUUCACCUAUUUAUCAUGGUCCUUACAAUUUUGGGCGCCCCAGACCAAAAAGUGUUGUGGAGAGCCGUGGAUAUCCGAUGGCCACAGACCAAGCAUCUUCAGAAGCUACUGGUGUUGCAAGACCUGACAACCGCAUUAACAGGCAAUAUAUGGGCUCCUCCAAUGGUUUGUAUAGACCUCUCUUUAGAAGGAGAUCACCAGUCGAAAGAGAUGAUUCCUAUGGUAUGCAUACAAGAAUGGCAACUGUAAGAGAUACUAGUCCUGAUCGGACUAGGUUUAGAAGAUACCCACAGGGGUUUAGUAGAGGCAUCAGAGAUGAAUAUCUCAGGCAUAUUCCUGAUGAUGGCACAGAAUAUUUUAGUCGCAUGCCACAUCGUCUAGGCAGGAGAGAAAGAAGCAUUUCCCCCCAUGGUAGACCUCAUUAUACUUUACCUUACAAGAAAACUCGGUCAAGAUCAAGGAGCCGCUCUCCCAUUGGUUGGUUAUUGCCAAGGGAUCGAAAUGAGGGUUCAAGACGUCGCAGCAGGUCACCAGAUUUUAGGUCUGAUGCUAGAGUAGAUAGGGUGAGGUUGCCAUUUCCAAAGCGUUUUGCAGCAGAUUAUGGAGAGGAGUUUAUUUCCCCACCAAGAAGUCGGAUUUCACCACAGCGAAAUUCCAGGAUGUUUGAGGAUCGAAAUGCUGGCUUAGACCAUUUUAGGGGCCGGAAAUCACCUGUGAGGAUGUUUCGGCAGGGCCAAAGGUUAGAUCAAGGGCACCCAAUUCGGAGAUCGAAUUCAGAUGAUUACUUCAGACACAUGAUUCGACCCAGAAGAUUUCCUGAUAUGGCUGGUGGUGGUAAAGGAUGUAAAUAUGAAGGCAGUGAUGAUGAUAAACAUGGCAGCAGAUAUGAGAUGAUUCAUCGAGUGAGGCGGUAUGAUACCGAUGGUGCAGUCCGGCGGUUUCGGUAUAAUGCAGAAGAUUCAUAUGUGGCUAAUAACUCUUUAACUGUGACUAAUGCAAUUGGGGUCUCAUCUAGGAGGCCUGAUGAUGCACCUAGGACAGCUAGUGAAGAUAGGUCAUUUAAGAUGCAACAACCGUGAGAGGAUGUGGUUGGAAAGGGAGAUGUGUAACUUGGAAGAGAUAUAAACAGAAAUGUAUGAUUUACCUCGUGGGAUUACAUAGACUGACAGUUGGAUUUAAUGGCCCGAAGAGGCGCAUAAAGAUAAAAGUAGGGACGGCUCUUCCUUCUGGUCACCAGACGAAGCUAAUCGACUCAAAAUGCAAGUUAUCUGCCAAACCAGAAGAACAGAUUGCAGCCACUUCUUGUCGCAUUUCUCUCGGUCCACUUACAAUAACACCAACGCUGGUUCCC
Theobroma cacao (cacao) is the source of this 5803-nucleotide messenger RNA. Lineage: Eukaryota; Viridiplantae; Streptophyta; Magnoliopsida; Malvales; Malvaceae. The record is from RefSeq and is a predicted model, not a curated record.